Molecule: messenger RNA, 1973 nt
Organism: Zophobas morio
Lineage: Eukaryota; Metazoa; Arthropoda; Insecta; Coleoptera; Tenebrionidae
Product: sodium-coupled monocarboxylate transporter 1-like
Exons: 7
Coding region: 187-1905 (572 amino acids)
Biological process (GO): sodium ion transport; transmembrane transport
Cellular component (GO): membrane
Molecular function (GO): symporter activity
Source: RefSeq, a predicted model, not a curated record
AUUGGAAAAAUUUAAACUUGACGCAGCUCUAAUGGCCCAUUUUCAUUGUGUUUACAUUACCAUAUUUUUAGUUCAAGGUUCCAGACCAUUACCGGGCAGACAUAAGGUUAUUUAUUCUAGACAAAAACACUUUGUAGUUUGUGCUUAUCGUAUGGUAGUUAUUGCCAUAGUUCUAGUUGUACUACCAUGACGCUGAUGACAUCGUCCACAUUCUCUAUCUACGACUACAUUAUAUUUAUAAGCACUCUAGUGUUCAGCACUCUUAUUGGAAUCUACUAUGGUUGCUUUGGAACGAAACAAGCUACAACCAAAGAGUACCUUAUGGGAGGCAAGAACAUGAAAAUUAUUCCCAUAGCGAUAUCAGCAGCAAUAAGUCACAUUUCUGGGUCUCUGCUGAUCAUAACAGUAUCAGAAGUGUAUAGAUACGGAGCUAGCAUAUCCUUAUUCAUCGUUUCGUAUAUCAUUAUGGGUCUUCUGUCAAUUUUCAUUUACCUACCAGUAUUUUUCAAAGUUCAAGUGACCAACAUCUACGACUACUUGGAAAAGAGGUUUGAUAAAAGAACGAGAAUGCUGGCUUUUGCGAUUUACCUCCUCUCGGAGAUUGUUAUGUUUCCUAUCAUGGCGUACGCGCCAUCUUUGACUUUUGCCACAGCUAGUGGAAUUAACCCUACUUGGUCUGCUUUCUUCCUCUGUGUUAUCUGUGUCUUUUAUACUUCAAUAGGAGGUUUAAGGACUGUAGUUUGGACAGAUUUUCUUCAAUUUGCGAUCAUAAUGGCAUCUCUUGUUACAGUAUACGCGGUAGGUGUUGGGGUAUCUGGGGGAUUUUUGUCUGUUUGGAACACAGCACUGCAAGGUCAACGACUACAAGUCUUCAACUUUAACGUUGAUUUUACAGCAAGAGAUAGCUUCUGGGGUUACGUAGCUGGUGGUCCAACAGCUGUAGCGACCAUCAUUGUACACCAAACAGGACUUCAGAAGUUUUUAAGUUUACCAAAAUACAGAGAUUGCGUUUGGUCUGUUAUCCACACUGUAAUCAGUAUGAGUAUAGUACACAUCUUCUGCGUUUUCAUCGGUUUGGCAGUUUACUCCCAGUACAAAGACUGUGAUCCUUUAACCAGUCAUAUGGUAACAAAACACGACCAACUAUUUCCUUACUUUGUAACAGAUGUUGGUAGACGUUUUCCAGGAGUUACUGGUCUUUUCGUAGCAGCUAUUUGCAGUGCAGCUCUCAGUUCUAUGUCUUCAAACCUGAACGCCCUCUCUGGUGUUAUUUACAAAGACUUGGUAUGUCGGUUUUUAAAGGAGCAACCAUCAGAAAAACGGGGCAGCGACAUUUUAAAAAUCAUAGUCCUGGUUGUUGGUCUCUUGUGUACCUGCUUGGUCUUUCUAGUGGAACGAAUGGGAGAAGUAUUCAAUAUCAUUUUAUCGGUUAAUGGGAUUACUCAAGGACCUUUGUUUGGGGUUUUCUCGUUGGGAAUUCUUUUCCCAAAAGCCAACCACAAGGGUGCCUUCUAUGGUGCACUUGGCGGUUUUAUUUCCGUUGCUUGUAUCGCAAUUCCUGCAAGGUACUACCAAAUGAUGGGUUUGAUCAAGUACCCCACGAAACCUCUCUCGACGACCGGUUGUACCCUAUUUAACGAAACUUUGAGUGCUUCAAACACUACAUUAAACCAGGACACUCCACUGCAACCCAAUGUGAUUUUCAAGACAAUGUUCUACUACUACGUGAUAAUCGGAGUCAUCGUGACUAUAGUUGUUGGUUUGAUUAUUAGUGUAUUCACGACGGGUUCUCCAGUUGAUAAGGACCUUCUAAGUCCAGUCAUAUCGUGCCUAUCCACUACACCUCGACACACUCAAGAUGGAAACCGGAACACUGAAGCGGCGAUGGAACUUCUCACCCAUUAAAAUAAGGGCGUGUCUUAAAAAAAAUUAAAGUCGUGCGUAUAAAAUAUAUGGGUUGCGGUCUAAAUUGA